UUUUUUUUCUAAAUUUAAAGCUAAGUAUUUUGAUAUAUGGAAUCUCAAAGAACAAGUUUCGGGGAAGAAUUAAAGGAAAGUCGAAGUUUAAAUAUGAAAAUAUGUAUUGUAAAUAAUGGUAUAAAAUGGUUAGAUGAUCUCCAGUCGUUUUAUAGAGAACGGUCAAUUAUAGAGAAAGAAUAUUCUCUUAAGCUUGCUUCAUUAUCAAGAAAAUAUCAUGAAAAAAAAGGGAAAAGAUCUACAAGCUUGUCGGUAGGAGAUAAUCCUAAAAUGACACCUGGUUCGUUAGAAUCUGCAUCUGUUACUACAUGGGAAAAUAUAUUAAAUCAUACGGAAAAUUUGGCUAAGGAACGACAAAUAUUUUCAGAAGAACUUCAGACACAAGUGGUGGAUAAACUUAAGGCGUUAGCAAUUAAGUCAGAUGAUUUAAGAAAGAAGCAUGUUGUUUUUUCAGAAAGGCUUUUAGAGGAAAGAGAAAGGAUAUAUAUGGAAUUAAAAAAGAUGAAAUUAAAAUACGAUGAACAUUGUCAUUUAGUUGAAAAUUCUCGUCAAAAACAUGAAAAAUCAAGUGAAGAAAAUAAGACAAAAGCAAAAAAAAUAUAUAAUCAGAAUAUUCUUAAUAUGAAUAAUGCCAAGAAUAAUUAUAUUAUUGCAAUUCAUGUGGCCAAUGCACAUAAAAAUAAGUAUUUCUUUUCAGAUAUUCCUGAUAUUUUAGAUAGUAUGCAGGAUAUAAAUGAGUUACGUAUUCAAAGUAUGAAUUCCAUAUGGACUACUGCUGCCCAUCUUGAAAUUUCUACUUUCAGUAAAUGUAAAAAUCAUCUUAAUGAUCUUAUUAAAUUUGUGGGGAAAAAUGAUCCAAUUCUUGAUUCCACUAUGUUUGUACACCAUAAUGUGAGUUCCUGGCAUGAACCACCCGAUUUUGUAUUUGAACCAUGUUCUAUUUGGCAUGACUCGGAUCAAAUGAUAGCAGAUGAUCAUUCUAUAAUUUUUUUAAAAAAUAAAGCACUUAGAUCUCGUAUAAAACUAUUACAAUUACAAGAAAACGUAGAUACAAAAAAACGGGAAAUCAAUGGUUUACAAAAUCUUAGAGAAGUUUAUUCAAAAAAUCCUAAUCUAGGAAGCCAAGAUGAAGUUACAAAUAAUCUUCUUGAUGCACGGAGAGAAGUGGCUUUUAUGGAUAAUCGGAGAUUAACACUUGAAAUAGAAGUUAAUAUCAUUUCUAAUAUUAUAGGAGAAAUUGAUACCAAUAUAUUAUUACAUGAUUUUAAACCUUCUUCUUUUACAAUUCCUACGAAUUGCGAUUGUUGUCAUUCUACUAUUUGGGGAUUAACACGUCAAGGAUUAACAUGCAAAUUUUGUAACUAUAAUUGCCAUUUUAAAUGCGAGAUGAAAGUUUCAAUAAGCUGCCCAGGAAAAAAGGAAGGGAAAAAAACAAGAAAAACGAAAGAAGUUUUAGAAUCGCAAAAUUUUGGAAAAAAUACAUCAUCAUCUUUAUCUCCAUCUUUUAAAAAUAUUGAUUUAGAUAAAUCAUCUUCUCAUGAAAAAAUCCCCUCGCAUAGUCCUUUAAAAACAACAAUGUUGAUGAACCAAUCUCAUAUUUCAUUAUCAUCUUCUUCCGAAAAACAAAUAGCUAAAGUUCUUUAUAAUUAUGUUUCUGGUAGUAAUACUGAACUUAGCGUAAAAGAGGGUGACGAAAUUAUCGUUUUGGAAAAAGACGAUGGUUCUGGAUGGAUUACUGCUCGUCUUGGAUCACAAGAAGGAAUUGUUCCAACUACUUAUGUAAAAAUGUUGAAUUCACAGGGUUUUAUAUCAAAUGAAAGUGUAUCUUCUACACUUGUUAAACCAGAAAAAAAAUCAGGACCCGCUGUUGUUCCAAGACGAGCAAAAAAAAAAGAAAUAUAUGUAAAAGCUUUAUAUAAUUAUGAUGCAGUUUCAGAUUUUGAAAUAUCCAUUAAAAGAGGCGAUUUAAUUAAAUUAAUAAAAAGCGAUCAAGGAGAUGGAUGGAAUGAAGGUUUUACAUCAACAUUAACAAAUUAUAAAGAUUAA
Molecule: messenger RNA, 2046 nt
Organism: Pneumocystis murina B123
Lineage: Eukaryota; Fungi; Ascomycota; Pneumocystomycetes; Pneumocystales; Pneumocystaceae
Exons: 17
Coding region: 37-2046 (669 amino acids)
Biological process (GO): regulation of actin filament polymerization
Molecular function (GO): protein binding
Source: RefSeq, a predicted model, not a curated record